CGCACCACUGAUAGAUUAUUUCUUUUGUCGGAUCAAUCCUGUUGUAUCGCUGUGUGGAUAAACUAGCCACUGCUGUAGUGGGUAUUAGAAGGCUUAGAGUGAAAACAGUUAGUUAAAGUCAUCGUGUGGGAUAAUUUUGCAUACACACUCUUGCUUUCUGAAAUGAAGAUGAGUGCUAAAGACAUGCCAAAGUGUCUGUUCUGAUUGCCUUGUCCGUAUUUAUUUUACACGCAGUCUCUGACCAAGUGCCUCUGCUGUAUAAUGAAGUGCCAAACGAUGAGAUGAUCUCGUCAAGUCAAGAAUCAAUCCGAAGCCUCCCAGAGCUGUCCCACUACUCCCGGAAGCCUGUAACAAUAAAGACCCCAAAGUCAUGGGAGUUUCACUCCCAUCAACAGAGAAGGGAGAACUGGCUGGACACAAACAGCAUCUAUGCCAAAAAGAAAAACACAACUGGAUUACCAAGACCUGGGCAUCGAGAUCUUCUUACAAGAGAGGCAACCGACAUAACAUUAAGAGAGGAGCAGGGAUAUAUGAGAAACAUCACAGGGUACCCAGUAGUUCCUCAUAUUAGUGGCAGCGCCAGUCAUCGGAGAGGUCGACCAAUCCUUCGUCGACCAACAGCAAACACCAUUAGUCACGAGUACCGCUGGGUUCACAAUGGUCUGAAUGGGAAGAUGACCCUAACCAAUAAAAGAUACAGACAUGUCUUACCCCCACCACUAAGCAAUCACCAAGACUCUGACUCUAACCUCCAUUACUGUGAGGUGUUGGGCCAGCGGACUUGCUACCGGUGCGUAGAGGAGGCAAAUCGACAGAUGGCUGCAGAGUACCAACAGGAAGCCUUCCCAAGCCUGGAAGUGACUGCCGCUAGCUUGGUUGCUCCUAAACUCUCCAAAACACUCAUGUUAACAAGAGAUGUUCCAAGGAAAGUAGCAACUGCUCCACAAUCUCAGAUAUCUAUGAAUCCCUUUGAUACGGCAUCUACCCCUCCACCUUACAGGAUUUCUUCUGCUUUUACACAAAGUCACCAUCAGAUCAGCAUUUCCAAAGACAAGAUGGUGAAAUCCUUGAGCAAGACCUUGAAGAGGGACAACACUAUGAUGAAAGAUACUAGUGGCAGUAGAAAAACGCCAAGGUUACAAAGAACUAGAAGUAAACAUUCUAAUUCCUCACUGUCUGUGCCAAUAAAGAAAACUAGGUAGUACAAGUGAUGACAAUAUCCCUAGAGGAAGGGAACAUAUUCGAGUUUCCCACCUAUAUUUUAAACCACUUCAUUCAUGGAAUUUGUUUACUACUUAACCAAGGUGAAGUUUGGACAAAAGGGGGCAAAUCUUUUCUCAAAGGAAAAAUCAAUAUAUAAUAUUUAAAGUUGGUACUUUUAAUUGUAAAUACAAAUUGGUUUUAUUUGGCAAUCAAAAUGAUGAAUAUGUAUAAAUGUAAAAGAAAUUGUUUUAUGAAAACAAAAAACUAUAAUUGCACCACACCUGAUCAGCAAUCUUUAUAAUUUAGUAAGGCUUCAAAGAAAACUUUGAAUACUGCAGUAUAAGAUAUCCUUUCACAUAACUUAUAAAGGGCUUGGGUACUUUUUGUAACACAAAACACAUUGUCGAGGAAAUAAUUUUGGUCUCAGUUUGAGCCUGAAUUUUUU
Molecule: messenger RNA, 1648 nt
Organism: Asterias rubens (European starfish)
Lineage: Eukaryota; Metazoa; Echinodermata; Asteroidea; Forcipulatida; Asteriidae
Exons: 3
Coding region: 282-1202 (306 amino acids)
Source: RefSeq, a predicted model, not a curated record